This is a messenger RNA of Diabrotica virgifera virgifera (western corn rootworm), 3876 nucleotides long. RefSeq lists its product as uncharacterized. Bases 1 to 3876 code for a protein of 1291 amino acids. The record is from RefSeq and is a predicted model, not a curated record. Lineage: Eukaryota; Metazoa; Arthropoda; Insecta; Coleoptera; Chrysomelidae. The transcript has a single exon.
AUGUCAGCAAGCGAAGGUGAAAGUAAGCGUAUAUCAAGACCCCCUCCAAGAAUGACAUACACCGAGUUUGGAAAUCCAAUAGAUGCCCCAACUCCAGUGAGAGUAAGACAACCAAAAGUCAAUUCAAGCCGAAGAAGCUCAUUGUCACGAGCUUCAUCAGUAUACUCAACAAGCAGUAACCAAUCCGUAAUUGCCCUUGAAAAAGAAUACGCUUCAAGAGGCAAACACUCCGAGACAAAGAAAAAGAUUGCUGAAUUACAAAUUAAGAUCAUAGAAGAAGAAGAGAAGGUUGAACAAUGCUCUGAGGACUUUUCAACCCUAAAAGAGAUCUCUCCAGAAGACCUGAGUGUAGAUGAUGCUGAGAAGCUAGUCAAUGUACAAAAAAACCUGCAAGAAAGUAAGAAGACAUUGAGGCACCUUCAGCUAAAACUACAAGGCUUUCAGUCGUUAAGUUUAGUUCAAGAAGAAGAGCUUAAGGAUCUUGAAGAGCUUAAAAAGAAAAAAGCUGAAGCCAUUCGACAAUCAAUUGCCGAAGACCAGUAUUUAGAAUCUGAUGAUGAUGGUGAAGUCGUCGAAACCAAUCCUUCAAAUGAAGUAAACAUACAAACUGAAGUGGAAGAAAUACCACAAGUGAAGUGUCUACCAGAAUCAAAAAAUGUUCCAGUUGACCCAAUCGUUUUGAUGGUUCAAGCGAUUUCACAGGUGUCUGCUACACAAUCCCAUUCUCGUAAAGAAGAGAAACUGCCAAAGUUCAAUGGUUGUUCAGAAGAUUGGCCACUAUUCAAAGCUGAGUUUGAUCGAUCAACUAAAGAGUACAAAGUUGACAAUUCAAUCAACAUUCGAAGAUUAAGAGAAGCUUUGAAAGGAGAUGCCUUGGAGACAGUUUCAUUCCUGCUACCAAACAUCGAUAAUGUAGAAAGCAUCAUGAAGACCCUAGAAGAUAGGUUUGGACAACCAAAGUUUGUGAUUGAAGGGUUAUUAACUAAAGCAAGAGCAGCCCCUUCUCCAUCAGUAACCAAACCUGAAGCAACAAUCAAAUUCGGAGUCGCUGUUCAAGCAUUAGUGGCAAGCAUCACGUCUUAUAAAAGUAGCCAGUAUCUAUAUUCCAUUGAAAUCCUGAGCACUCUGGUCAAGAAGAUGUCGAUAGAAAUGGAAACUGAGUGGUACACCUGGCUUCGACAAGACACCUCAAGAGAAGAGAAUCUGAAAUAUUUUUCACAAUGGAUUUCUAUAAAACAGUCUGUAGCGUAUCUUGUGUCAACUCCCACUACAGCUUCUGAAAAUACAAAUGACAAAGAUAGAAAGAAGAAGCAGACUAAUCUUGGAACAGUAUCAACGAACCCCAAGCCGGAUCGAAAAGAAUACUGUGUGUACUGCAAAAUUGAAAAUCAUCAUGUAAGUGACUGUCGAAAGUUUUCUGCACUACCAAUUAAGGAAAAAGACGAGUUUGUAAAGAAGAAUCGUAUGUGCUUUCGCUGUUUAAAGAAAAAUCACACAGUCAAAAAUUGCAAAUUAAGAAUGACUUGUAAAGUUGAAGGAUGUAGAGGAAGGCAUCAUACAUCCCUACAUGAUAAUUCAAGAUUCGAUGAAGUUCAAGAAAAUGGUGAAGCUAUCCUUCAAGAUCAAUCAAAAUCUCAACCUCCUUCAGCCCCACCAGCUACUCAUAUGCACUACCAUCAGGGAUCAGCAGUUACAGAUACAGACGAUGAAGUUGAAGAAACGUUAUUAUGGUAUGCCCCUGUUCAACUUAAAGGAACUAAUGGAACCACAAUUUCCGUCAUUGCUAUGUUUGAUACGGGAGCUCAAAAGGCUCUCAUUCUGGAAGAAAAUGUGAAGAAACUUAGUAUAGAUGGUAGAUGGCGAGAUCUUUCAAUUGGAUGGUUCAACGGACAAGAUAACACGGACCCAUCAAUGACAACGAGAAUAGAGAUCUCAGGCGACUUUCCAAAUGCAAAGACUUACAUUUUGAAGUGUCAUACAGUCCCAGUAAUGAACUUGCCGUCUCAGACCUAUUCUGCUUCAGAGCUAAAGAAGAAGUAUCCGUACUUACGAAGAGCACCUUUCCCAUCACUGAAGAAUGCAACCCCAUCACUGAUAAUUGGAAAUGAUAAUAUCUCCUUGUUCCUGUCACGAGAUUACAUUGAACAAUCUCCUGAUCUACCAAUUGCUGUGAAAACAAAGUUAGUAUGGACUCUUGCUGGAAAUGGUGAAUUGGUAACUGUAGAAAAACAAGGAAAUUUCUCUAUUUUCACUUGCAAGAAAACUAACAACGAAGAUCUCUCUGAAGUCAUGAGUGACUUCAUUGCAGCCGAAGAUUGUACAACAUUCAAAUCUGCGACACCGAUGUCAAAAGAGGAUGUGGAAACUUUGAAGAUUUUGGAAGAAACAACGAUUAAGAAACAAGGCUGUUGGGAAACAAGCUUACUGUGGAAAAAUGAUGUUCUACCUUUACUUUCGUCUGAAGAAAUGGUAAGAAAUAGACUGUUAACCAUGGAAAGCAAAGCCGAUAAGGAUCCAGCUUUUGCUAAGUUAUACACUACCAAUUUCGAAGAAUAUAUCUCAGCUGGAUUUCUCCAGAAGGUUAAAGUAUACCCUAACGAAAAAGAAGACAAGCGAUGGUACCUACCUCAUUUCUUUGCCUUUCACCCGAGUAAAAAGCCAAGUCUUGUAUUUGAUGCAGCUGCUAAAAGUAAAGGAAAGUCAUUUAAUGACUUCGUUUACACUGGACCCGAUCUGCUACAACAACUUGCUGCUGUUUUUAUGAGAUUCCGAAGACAUCGAUUUGCUAUUUCUGGAGAUAUCAAGCAGAUGUUUCACCAAGUUGCACCGAGAAAAGAAGAUCGACCAGCCCAAACGCUUUUGUAUCGUGGAAUGGAUGGUAAUCGAGAACCUGAUUCGUAUGAAAUGUCAGUAUUGUUUUUUGGAUGGACAUACUCACCGACCUCUGCAAUCUAUGCCAAGGAUCUAAAUGCAAAGGAACAUAUAAACCAAUAUCCAGUUGUAGUUAAUUCCAUCAUUAAAGAUACAUACAUUUACGAUUUCUUGAGUGGAGCUAAAACGGAAAAACAGGCAAUACAAAUGCAGAAAAAGGUUAGAAUGAUUCAUGAGAAUGGAGGUUUUACCAUCGUCAAAUGGAGAAGCAAUUCGGUGAAAGUUACAAAUGCAAUUCCUUCAGAGCUACGAGCGGAAGGAACGAUCCAAAUUUCAUUAAAGUCAGAUUUAGGAAUUGAAAAAACACUCGGAAUUUUUUGGGAUCAAGUAAAGGACUGUUUCAUAUUUGAGCUGGAUACGAAAAGGAUACCCAAGUAUAUUCUAAAAGGACAUAGGAAUCAGACAAAAUGUCAACUAGCAAGUUUCAUAAUGAGUAUUUUCGACUCGCUAGGAUUUCUCACCCCAUUGAAAGUGAAAGGAAUCAUCGGGCAGCUAUGUUGGAAAUUCAAAGUAGACUGGGAUGAUCAAGUACCAUACGUUAUUGACAUCCGCUUCAAGGACUGGUUGGAAGAACUUCGAGUAAGUCCUGAGUUUGAAGUUCUAAGAUUCUACGAUGUGGAUUUAAGUAUGGAACUCCAACUUCACAUAUUUUGUGAUGCUAGCGAAGAAGCGUUUGCACCCGUUGCUUAUGUACGAGGUCAUGCGAGAGGGAGCUUAAGAGUUUCAAUCAUCGCAGGAAAAGGAAAAGUAGCAUGGCCAAGGAUUUCGACAUUACCAACUGCUGAUAACAGUCAACUUGAGAAACGGGCCAUAAUCAACUUCAUUCAUGAGAGGGAGCCGUUAUAUAAAAUGCCUGUUCCGGAUGUCAAGAAGAUUGAAAAUUUAAAUAAUUAUUUAAAUUUCAUUCAUUUCAUUAUUUUUCAUUCAUUUGGUUGUUAUUUGUGA